This is a messenger RNA of Prosopis cineraria, 1097 nucleotides long. RefSeq lists its product as uncharacterized. The coding region runs from base 1 to 849 and encodes 282 amino acids. The transcript has 3 exons. The record is from RefSeq and is a predicted model, not a curated record. NCBI's taxonomy places the organism in Eukaryota, Viridiplantae, Streptophyta, Magnoliopsida, Fabales, Fabaceae.
AUGAAUAUGGAUGCCCAGUGGGAAAGAUGCGCCACGUGUACGCCACUUGAAGAUUCAUCGACACCGUCGUCUCCGUCUCCCCACAAGCACCAACCUCUAUGCCCGCAAAACCUCACCGUUUUCUUCUUAUUCCCUUCUCUAACCCUCGAAUCAAAUACAUCACAUUCCCAGGCUUCUUCGAACCCCAACCUCUCAAUUCCCAUGGCCAAGAAGAGGAAGUCCGUCGCUACACGACUCGAUGAAGUCGACCGCACCAUGUACUCCACCUUCUGCAGCGCCGCCAACUCCCUCUCUCACCUUUACACCCAGGCUAUGAACCAACAAAAACUCUCCUUCCAAGCUGGCGAACGACACUCUCUGGAAAAAUUAUAUCAAUGGAUUCUUAGACAAGAAGAAGAAGGAUCAAGAGCGGCAACAAUUGAUAUAGUUUCUUAUUUGAAGAAUGAGCUUGAAUAUGGAACAGAAGAAUCACCAAUGUCCCCAAGGCUGCCAUUUCACCAGCAACAAUUCCAGAUUGCAAUGCAUACUAAUACCAUAAGUGCAUCCAUACCCUCUAAUGCACUUGCAGCAGCUGUUACAGGGCAGGCAAUUCGUAAUGGGCAACCUGAUCAGCAAGGCAAGAAUUCUGUGUUUUCCAAUGCUCUGUCUAGCCCCAUUCGUCGCAGCCUUCAGCCAUUUCAGUUAGCACAGGGAGGUAGCCUUUCGAGUAAUAUCAUGUUAUCAGGGAAUGGAAACAGGAACACUGAGAUUGGGUAUCUCAAUAACCCCAACAGGGAUACUAAUUCUUCCAACUCUAGUGAUGGCAUGGACAUGCAUGCAGACAGUCCAGGCCAUGAUUUUUCUUAUUGAUGCUGAUGAUUUUGUUGGAACUGGAACAUGAAAGAGAAGGAUUGACUAAGUCUCUGGUAAUAAUGUGUGUGGUGAGAAGGGUGAAAUGUGCUGUGGAUAUUACUUUUUUCUUUUGUGUAUCUUGUGGGUCAGUUUGAACAUGUAAACUCAUAUUGAGGAAAAUAUUUGGCUAAUAUCCCAAGUGAUAACACGAGAAACAGAUUGUAUAAUGAGAGGUUUCUGGUUAUACUAUGAGGGAGCGUUGGAUA